CUAACUUGCUUUUUAGAGUACUCAAACUUUAUAUAAAUAAUGAAGGAAGAAGACAAUGUUAUCAAAUAAGUAACCUAAUUUAUAAAGUAUAACCUCAGGAAGAAAACCCAUUUUUUAUCCCACAUUAUAUCGUACCCAUAAACUACACCCCGAUUCAGAACGAAAUAGAGAAUUAUAAAAUUGCGAUUCAUCAUUUAACCCAGGAGAAUAACUUUUUGAGAAAACAAUUGCAACACAACCAAGUCUCAGACCUUCUCUCUUUGAAUAAAGAACAACUCAAGGAUGAAGUAUUUAAAAUGAUUGACUUUCUGAUGAAAAAUCUCAAUUACCUUCCAAAAGAAUAAAUCUUUGCCUACCGAAAAACAAUUCGAUAGUGCACACAGAGGAGUGCACUCAAAAGAAUCUAUUUCCUCAUCUUUACCAGAUACUUACAAGUAAAAAUCCAUAUCUCAAUGAUAGGCUGAAAAAACGAAAGAAGAAAUGAUUAAAUUCAUUAUUCGCAAAAGUGUGAAGUUUUAAAAGCCCACUAACAACAUAUAGAAACAACAAAUUAAGAAAAUGAAUACUGCCUUCGUCUAGCAAUUAUUUCUAUCACCUCAAUAUCAGUAACAUUACUCAAACUUUUUAAGUAAGAAUUUCAUUCCCCAACUAAUCUAGGCCAAUACCUAUAAUUAGCACUUGAUGAAAAUAAACAUAAAAUACAAAAAUACGUGAAUUUCAUUGUGGAAUCAAUAUAAAAUGACCAAAUUGAUGUAAUUUUUAACUCAUUUUUUAUUAGGAUGUCCUAAAUUAUAAAAGAUUUCCCUGGUUGAAUGAGUGGAUACAAUAAUCUGUUUAGAUUGCUAAAGAUCUGCAAUUUACUAGCAAUCCCCAAAACUUGGAGAACAAAAAAAAAAUAAAAUUCUGA
Paramecium octaurelia is the source of this 907-nucleotide messenger RNA. Lineage: Eukaryota; Ciliophora; Oligohymenophorea; Peniculida; Parameciidae. The record is from the annotation of a GenBank genome assembly.